AUGUCCUCCCAGCCAAGCUCAAGCAAGGAGGCAAUGGCUGUCAACCCACUGCCGCCUCCUAAACCCCCAGAGAAAUUGGCGCUCCAUCUCCAAGGCGGAAAGGUCAUCUUCUUCACACUGAACACCCUCUUCGACCGCGACCACGCGACUGAGCGUGGUCUUGAGAAGUGCAGGCAGCUCAACCCGGACCUUCGGAACAAACCCAUGGAAGAGCUCAAACGGGGCUACCAUGCUGCCAUGACUGCGGCGUACCGACAGCUCCUCCACCGCCAGAUCCAUGGGUCAGGUCCGCGCGGCAUUCAACCCAACAGCAUUCCACAGGUUUCGAUUGAUAAAGUCGGAAUGAUUUUUCAACAGCUUGAUCUUAAUCUGCCGCCGGCGAGUGAGCGGCAACUGAUCGGCCGCGAGUUUGCUGGUGAAUUCAGCCGCAACCGGUUCGAAGUUCGCGGCGCUUCUCGGUAUUUGGGGGAGUUGAAGCAGCUCAAGUACGCGAUUGUUGUUGUCGACGAUGUUGUUGAGUGGGAUGUUGUGAAGGAUCUCAAUUUCUGGCACUACAUCGAUGCUUUGAUAACUCCGGCAGAUCCAACAGUGCGCAAGCCAGACGCUCGCGUGUUUCAAAAGGCCCUGGAUGUAUGCCGAGUCUCUCCGAAGAAUGCUGUCAUCGUUGGCGCUGCGUUGGAUGAUGAUAUUGUUGGUAUCAUGGAGGUUGACGCAGAGCCAAUUUUGUACAAGCCAAGUCAUAAUUACGCUCUUGUGGAAGUUAAGGGCAUGCGUGUUCUGGUUGUUCGCACCAUGGCUGAGCUUGUGUCGGAGAUAAAAAGCCGACCGGAAAAACGAGGUCUCGUACAGUAUCAACAACAACAGCUACUUCCUGUACCAGCUCACCCACCAAUGGUCUACGCACCCCAGGACCAGGGAUUUCAGCAUGAUCGGAACAGUGGACCCUCAGGCCAAUAUUCCCAUAGAGUUCCAAGCCAAUCACAACAUCCAUCUUCCGAUCCGAAGGCUGGCUACCUAGAUAGGCAUGUGAAUCAACCUCGAGAGCGAUCUCGACCUUCACCCCCACUAUCGGAGCCAGAAUCGAGCGAUAAGACUCCACGAAGUCACGGGCUGCCAAAGGCCCAGGAUCGUGACCACUCGAUUAGAGAUUUUGAAAGGGAUGUACGUCCGGCACCUCCUGCGAACCGUGUACCCUCGAAGCGCCGUCAUGAUGAAUCUGUGGUUCAAGGUACUACUCUACCCACAACCCCUCAGGUACCACCUCGCCACGACCAGGGGUACCUCAAUUACGCUGCAAUGGGAGAGUACAACUGUCCUGCGCGUGGAUCAUUUCACGGUGCGUCGACACAGGGGCGUCGUCCCCCUUCCCCAAAGCCGGCCACGGUAUUCGGGAGUACCAAUGACCACCGUUCCCCUGGAAUCCAUUCUACAAGUCACCCGUCCAUGUAUCGACCGCGGAGCCCUUCCCCACCUCGAUGGCUACCUCGGAUUACACCUUAUCCGCUCACCGAAGACUAUGGGAUUUCCAGCCCGCACGACGCCGGGUAUCAGGAUCAGCAGCGCUCUUGGCAUUCUGGACGUGACUAUGAGGUCUUGGGCAGGACUUACCCUACCCGAGAUCAAUAUCAAGCUGGAACUGCAAGUUCGUAUCAAACUUCGCAUGAGCCUCGAUCGAGAACCCUGUCUCAGCAAAUCGGACCAUCGCCUGGUGUAUUUGACAGGCCUUGGACAGAUGGGUCCGCAAGAAGGACUGCGUCAAUGAGUGAGGGAGAUGCUCAAAGGCCUUGGGAAACCAGAAAUGCUGGGCCAUUGAGUGAAAGGACACGGGAACGUGCGGAUGAGCGCCAGCUUCCACGUCCAGAGGAGCGCAGUAUGCAUCCGUAUCGUCGAGAAGUAAUCGACUUGACUUCUGUUGGUAGAAAUGGACAGCCCUCUGAUCCGGCACAUGCAUUCACUGCUGCAGGUCCAUUCGUUCCUUACCAUCCAUUUCGCCUACCCAGUCAUGGAUAUUCAAACGGAACUCACCUUGAGCCUCGGGGCACAAUUCGACCUCAAGCUGCAGAACAGCACGAAGCUGGCCCUUCUAACCAACAGCCCUCGUCUUCAAGAAAUGAAGAGACAGUAGCUCGUGGCGGACGUCGGGCCGAGAUGUCACUGAGUCGCAUCAUGUGUUCCGGAUCACAGACUCAGUUCCUAGAUGACUCAUCCCCUGGACAUUCGGGCCAUAAUCGGAGCACAGUUCCAGAUCUAAGCGGCCUCGCUCAAAGUGCUCUUGACCUCAGCCGAGAAACUCCACGAGUUGAUUCGGCUUCCAAGGAUGUCGGUGAACAACCCGAGGCUGCUGAAUACCAGGGGCGACAGUAG
This is a messenger RNA of Fusarium odoratissimum NRRL 54006, 2364 nucleotides long. RefSeq lists its product as uncharacterized. The coding region runs from base 1 to 2364 and encodes 787 amino acids. NCBI's taxonomy places the organism in Eukaryota, Fungi, Ascomycota, Sordariomycetes, Hypocreales, Nectriaceae. The record is from RefSeq and is a predicted model, not a curated record. The transcript is spliced from 2 exons.